AUGGCGUGGAUCUGGAUGGUCCCGGCGGCCGGCGCCGUCCUCCUGUGGGCGGUUUCCCUCGGGCGGAUGCUGUCCUCCUCCGCGCCAUACAGCCUGCCUCCGAGCCCUCACUUCCCGCCCCCUCUCCGCGGCGACAGGAGGACCAGGAACGUGCUCCUGGUGCUCGCACACCCCGACGACGAGUCCAUGUUUUUCACCCCAACCAUACUUUUCCUCAAGUCAAAAGGUCACAACAUUCACAUUUUGUGCAUGUCCCUGGGUAACGCUGAUGGUCUUGGAAAUAUUCGUAAAAAAGAACUAUACAAAGCCUGUGCAGCUCUUAAGAUUCCAGCUGAGCAAGUUGAAGUCUUGGACCAUCAAAAGCUACAGGAUGGAUUUCAAGAAAAGUGGGAUCACAGACUAUUAGCAGAACUUACCAUGGAGCAGAUCCGUCUAUGGGAUAUUGACACAAUUGUGACCUUUGAUUCCUGUGGAGUAUCAGGUCAUCCGAAUCACUGCGACGUUCAUCAUGGUAUAAGCAAGCUUCUUCAUGAGAACCAGCAAAGAAACAUUGAAGCCUGGGAACUUGUAAGCCUGAACAUGUUCCGCAAGUACAGUGGUCCAGUUGACAUCUGGCUAUCUUCUUUGAUUUCUUCAAGCUCAAAACAACCAAUAUGUUGUUUAGUUAACUGCAGCCCAUCCCGAACCUUUGAGGCAAUGGCUGCACACAGAAGUCAGUGGGUUUGGUUCAGGCGAUUGUUCGUUAGGUUCUCAAGUUACACAUACAUGAACAUGCUCCGGAAAAUUUAGCAUUUGAUGGAUGCCAUGUCAAAUCAACAAGUGUCUCGGUAUCAAGAAGCUUCUUCAUAAGUAGUACAAGACAACUGUGUUGGCUUGCUUCUGCUGGAUUAGACGAAUCAAGGGUACACAUAUGUUUAUGGGCGUGCGAGAUACUGAAACUUUUGAUCCCCCUGCAGAGAUGGCAGCAAUGGCAGUCCCUCUUGCAAGAAACUCCAGUGUUAGCUAUUUGAAGAAACUUCAAUGCUAGUGCUGGUGGCAAUGGCGGACCGUGGGAUGGCUGUUAUUUUUACUGUUUAUUGCGGUGUAAAUUUGAGAUGGGUGCAAACUUAAAAUCAUUAAAGGCAUGUACAAUGCAAGAUGUUUAGGGCAGCCACACUGCAGGGCGCUUAACCCAGGCGCUUAAAUUGGCAAUUGUUGCAUGCAGCAAGCGCUGGCAGCCUUAUUUUGUACUGAAUCAGCAAGCUCUCUUUUUUUCCCCACGGGGAACUAGCAAAACGGCUGGGAUUCAAUCCCUAGCGUCCAUGUAUAAGCCACACUGUGGCUGCCC
Molecule: messenger RNA, 1327 nt
Organism: Lolium rigidum
Lineage: Eukaryota; Viridiplantae; Streptophyta; Magnoliopsida; Poales; Poaceae
Product: probable N-acetylglucosaminyl-phosphatidylinositol de-N-acetylase
Exons: 9
Coding region: 1-789 (262 amino acids)
Biological process (GO): GPI anchor biosynthetic process
Cellular component (GO): endoplasmic reticulum
Molecular function (GO): N-acetylglucosaminylphosphatidylinositol deacetylase activity
Source: RefSeq, a predicted model, not a curated record